Messenger RNA from Pecten maximus, 4887 nucleotides. RefSeq names its product chitin synthase chs-2-like. Gene Ontology annotation, molecular function: chitin synthase activity. The record is from RefSeq and is a predicted model, not a curated record. Gene Ontology annotation, cellular component: cell periphery; cell septum. The coding region runs from base 170 to 4309 and encodes 1379 amino acids. Lineage: Eukaryota; Metazoa; Mollusca; Bivalvia; Pectinida; Pectinidae. The transcript is spliced from 13 exons.
ACCCUGUUUUAUGUUUGCAGAAACCGUGUGACAGGAAGGUUCAGACCAGCUUGUGAAAGAACAUGUCUGCCUUGGAUUAGAUGAUUGACAACAACCAACACUCGGUAUUACUGAAUAUAUUGACAGAAGAUGGCGUCUGGUUCGGCUAUACCCAUGGGUAAGAUUAACGAUGGUUACGAUGACGACGAGGAGGAUCGCCAGAGGAACGAUCUCUCCAGCAGUGGCGACUCCAGCGAUCAACGUGAAAAGCCGCUAUGGAACGUAUUCCGGAAGAAGAACUUUCGGACCCGACACAGGGAUCUUCACUCAUUUCGGACGGAAUCUGCUCAAGGCCGUAAAGAUCCUAACCUACAUUUUCCUGUGUUUCUUUAUUUUCGUGGGAGUGAUAGCGACCCGAGGAUCACUGCAGAUCUUAGUCACGCAGCUGUACAAUGAGAUCAGACAGGGUAACAUCAGAAAUGAUAGAACGGUGACAGAGGACGCCAUCUCGUGGUUAUUGAUAUUGAUCAUUUGUAUCCCGGAUCUACUCAAUGGUACUAUGUGUGCUCUCAGCUUCCUGUUUGGCGAUCGGACGUUACCCGGGACCAAGUGCUUCCAGUUCAUUCUGAUCCAACUGAAGGAAGUACUACACGUUGUUGGGUUGAUGGGAUUGGUGUUUCGAGUGAUGCCCUUCGUCGGUCCCGUGGAGACAUCCGCCAUCUUGGCUGCGAUUCCCGGCAUUCCAACAAUCGUGCAGGCUAUUUUUAUCCGUAAUGUACAUAGGUCAAAGUGGACAAUCAGACUGAUAAUCACCGUCGUCACGGCGCUUGUAAUGAUGGCAUCAGUUGUAGUCAUGUGUGUUUUUAAUGCCGGGAGAGGCAGCAAUUCGACCGAGGACACAGAAUUGAUGAUCUGGAUCAUCGCAUCCUGUGUUUUGUUGUCUCUCAGGUGGGUAGAGACUUACAUAACCCGGAAUAAAGAAGGCACGGAGAACAAGUACAACACGGCGUUAGGAUCCUCGGGAAACGACGGUGAUUCGUUCAACUUCCUCGUGUCGUCUGUUUUACGACUACUCGUCGCCCUUGUCCUGAUAUCGCAAUACUUCUGUCGUGGAAUCCGAGGCAUCGAGACGACAUUCCACUUAUUUAGGAACAUUGAUCAUAGCGGUAACAACGGGGCGGUGGCAAUGCCCCCGUCUAAUUGUACCCCUUCUAACACAACUGUGUGCCCUACUCCAUACCCCUACACUGUGUGGCUACCGUGGGAGAUCCUUCCAUCCUUUCUCGUCCAUUUCUUCUCCUCUGCACUCGUCUACCAUCUAGCAAUCACUGCCUGUAAACUGUGCAUGCAGCGUGUGUGUUUCGCUAUCCCUUUAGUGAUUGCGUCUCCCGUUUACGUCAUUGCCACGUUUGUGUCACUGGAGGCCGGACUGGAUUGGAGUCAAAGUAUGUUUGACGGGAACCGUCCCCAGGCGUCUAACUCCAUAUACAUGGCCCUCGUGGUUUUCUUUGCGGCCUGGAUAGCACAGGUGUGGUCGUGUCGACAGGCCUGGCAUGAACCAACAGAGCGACUCUGCUUCCGGGAAAAACUUUUUGUGAUACCGCACUAUUGUAGUCCCGUCAUCGACCUUUCCCUGCUCCACAGUAGACGGCGCAUGCGUCCUGUAAAUAUGACGCACGGACAGAAGGCGGCAUCUACCAGUAAAAUCUACAUCUGUGCCACCAUGUGGCAUGAGAAUCGCGUGGAGAUGAAGCAGAUCCUCAGCUCCUUCUACCGACUUGACCUGGAUCAGUUUUCUAGAAAGAUAUCCAAAGAAGAAUUAAAAGCCAAAGACCAUGACUACUAUGAGUUUGAAGGUCACGUGCCUUUUGAUGACGCCAUGACAACGAAGGGCAACAAGAGGGUUCCGAAUGAUUUUGUAGAACAGCUGAUCGAAGUUAUCGAUGAAGCCGGAAGUGCUGUUCACGGACGAAAUAUCACCCUGGGACCCCCCGAGAGGGUGAUCACUCCCUACGGAGGGCGACUAGUGUGGACACUCCCCGGAGGAAACAAACUCAUUGUUCAUCUCAAGGACAAAGAUAAAAUACGACACAAGAAACGCUGGUCUCAGAUAAUGUACAUGUACUAUCUCAUCGGAUACGAGAUGCUGGAACAGAACCGACCUUUGUUCGGUAAAGAAUCCAACUUUGAUGACUUUGAUAAGUCUAUCUUUGAAAUGCUCCCGGAGACUGUCAGGAUAUCGGCCGAGAACACCUACUUCCUGGCCCUCGACGGGGAUGUGGACUUUGAACCGGAAGCAAUCCGACUAUUGGUUGACCGGAUGAAGAAAGAUCCGAAAGUUGGAGCUACGUGUGGACGGAUCAAGCCAGGCGGAUCAGGCCCUGUGGUGUGGUACCAGAGGUUCGAGUAUGCAAUAGGUCACUGGCUCCAGAAGUCGGCUGAGCACGUGUUCGGAUGUGUCCUGUGUAGUCCCGGAUGUUUCAGUAUGUUCCGCGCCAAGGCGUUAAUGGACGACAAUGUGAUGAGGACAUACGCUUUACUGCCCACGGAACCCCGACACUAUCUUCAGUAUGACCAAGGAGAAGACCGUUGGUUAUGUACACUGAUGUUGCAGCAGGGAUAUAGAAUAGAAUACUGCGCAGCCGCAGAGGCAUUGACCUUUGCCCCGGAAGACUUUAAGGAGUUCUUUAACCAGCGAAGAAGAUGGCUGCCAUCAACAAUGGCCAACAUCAUCGACCUCCUGGGGAGCAGCAGUCGGACGACGAAGAACAACAGUAACAUCUCCUACCUCUACAUCAUCUACCAAACUGUCCUCCUCGCCUCGUCCAUCCUCGGUCCGUCAACUGUCCUCCUGGCUAUGGAGUCCAGUCUCCGGACAGUGUUCCCAGUAGCAACGUGGGUGUCCUACGUCAUAAUCUACGUGCCAACCAUCAUCUUUAUCUUCAUCUGCCUCAAGUUCAGUAAGAACACUCAGCUGAAUGCCGCCAUGGUACUCAGCGCCCUCUAUGCUUUGUUGAUGAUGGCUGUUAUCGUUGGUAUUAUAGUCAGUAUAGCCGGCGAUGGCUGGUAUACACCCACGGCCAUUUUCCUCUACAUCCUCAUCGCCUCCUUCAUCUUAGCUGGACUGUUCCACCCUCACGAGUUUAAGGACCUUUUAUUCGGUGUGGUCUACUUUAUCUGUAUACCGGCAGGGUACUUGUUCCUGAUCAUCUUUGCCAUCUGUAAUCUGAAUGACGUAUCUUGGGGCACAAGAGAAACACAAAAAGCUGUCCUAGAAAAUCCGAAUCGUUCGAGAAAGCCCAAAAUAAAAGAAGCAGAGGACGAGUUCAGUGAGGCAGCUCAGGACGUGCUAGCGAGCAUUGUGAAGCAGGUAAAAGCUGAAAAGGUCGGAGGGGGCAAUAACUCAUGCAAAGAUGCAUUUUUAUCUAUAUUUAGGUGGGCUAAUAAUCUUGUUGUCCUCAAAUCCUUAUCGACAAUGCAAACCAUAUUCAAGAAUGACCCGGAUAUGAGUGACGAAACAACUCCCGCUGGUCAUCCAUUACGGCAAGGUUUCAGCAUUUACAGGAAAACGCUCAAAGUCAAGCAAAGCAGCCAUGCAAUCGACGAUGAGUCGUGGGCCAAGAAAUCGCCACAAAGGGUUUCCGACAAGGAAGACUCGUUUUGGAAGGACUUAAUUCAGACAUAUCUCUAUCCUCUUGACCACGACGAGAAGCAGAAACGGGAAGUAUCAGAAAUGUUAGAAGAUUUUCGAAAUCGUAUUUCGUUUGGAUUUUUCUUCGUGAAUGGCUUGUGGGUGGUCAUCAUGACAGCAAUGACCCAAGUCAAGGAAUCCGUUAGUGUAACCGUGUAUCUGCGUGACAUGUAUACAUUUGAGUUUGAGCCACUGGGAUUUGUCUUUCUCAUGAUAUUUGCCGUUUUGUUGCUUAUGCAAAUGGUUGGUAUGAUUGCCCAUAGACACGAGACACUACUGCACGUGCUUGCCGCCACCGAUCUGCGCUCAGAUUCCGACGGCAUGCUGGCCGCACGCAAAAAGAUACAGGAAAUGUCGUCUAAAGGAGAUGAAAGUGGAGAAGUCGACUUGGAGUUCUCUACUGGGGGAAUUGACGUAGAGUCUGUAGAAAACCCAGAGGAUCUCGAAGAAAUUUAUGAAGACUUCCAAUUGGUAACCGAGAAGGUUGAAAGAAAACCGAGGAUAAAACAGCGACUUGACCUGGAUCGAAACUACAGAAAGACUGUUAGGAAUAUGAAACGACGACAGACACAGAGAAAACAGACCAAUUCACGUGUCAACUGGAAAGGGCGUGGCACUAACGGUGACGUAGAUGCGUGAGAGCGAGACGUCCGCGUGUUAUGUUUCGUAGAUGCGUGAGAGCGUGACGUCCGCGUGCUUGACAAUCAUGUACAUAUAUUGGCCAAUACACUUUCUCGUUGCGUAUAUGUGCAUCAUAAACGUAAUUCAAAGUAAGAGAUUCCGAAUUAUAUUCUAUUAUACUACUUUAUAUAAUGUGAUAUUAAAUAAAUAUGUAUGAAUAUAAGAUAACACUGCAUUAAGAUAUAUUACACUAUCGUAAUGUAGGCUAAGUUAGAAAUUAGUGUUAAGUCACUUUCGUCUCAUGACAUGAAUAGAGAAAAAAUGAAAAGUAUAAAAAAUAUAAGAAUAUUUUUUAAUAUAUAUUUGUUAACCGAUUCUGUGAUAUUUGAAGUAAUGUUGUUAUGUGUCGGCAUAAACGUUGUUGUAAGGAAUUAUAUUUUUCUGAGUGACUGAUUUAUCAGCUGGUGUAUCUAUUAGAUGUACUAACCCCUAGUCAGUAAACAGGGUUUAAAGUCAUCGGUGGCACCAGAAAAAUACAAGUACACAGUGGCAUGCAUACCUCACCACAGAGACUCUUUUCAAUCAACAUGGCGGUU